This is a messenger RNA of Solea solea (common sole), 5663 nucleotides long. RefSeq names its product mRNA decay activator protein ZFP36L1-like. The coding region runs from base 539 to 1432 and encodes 297 amino acids. NCBI's taxonomy places the organism in Eukaryota, Metazoa, Chordata, Actinopteri, Pleuronectiformes, Soleidae. The record is from RefSeq and is a predicted model, not a curated record. The transcript is spliced from 4 exons. Gene Ontology annotation, molecular function: mRNA binding; metal ion binding.
CAUGGCCGCUGCCUGCUGAAAAGGAAUUGCGCAGCAGUGUUGCGCGGCAGAGGGGGCUCUCUGCAGGGUAAACAACAACAACAACACGACAACAACAACAACAACGACGACAAACAGCAACUAUUUUCUGUUUGUUUUUUUCUACAAAAAUGACAGCGACUGUUGUGUCACAUUUCCUGGAGUGCACAGAAGUUCCCAACAAGAGCGGCCUGAUUUAAAAUCACCACCGGACUCUGCUUCAUCCAUGAGUACUGACAGCGCUGUUUCGAGGAUUUCAACAGUGACCUCUGACCCUGAUGUGAGGAGGAGGACGACAAGGCCAGUCGGUGUGAAUCUGUUCACACUGGCAGAAAAAGAAAAUGAGUAAAGAAAACAAGACGAGUGCCACAGUCACAACUUUAUUGUUAAAGGUUUGCAGCCCUCUUCUACAGUUGAGAACAGUUCGAUUUUGAACCACAGCAACAGUCUUGAGGGACCUGGGCAGACGUCAGUCCCGUGCUCCAAUGCAAACCUCUCCUGCAACCCCGCUGUGUUUCUGAUGGACAGGGUAGUAGUGGGGGCCCCCUCUACAGGUGGCCUGUUCCAACGCUUUCACUCAGUCAGCCUCCCCAGUACAAAGUUCACUCAUGUCAACAGCCUUAAAAUGGAUCCACCAGUGCUGCUUGGUAGCAGCAGCGGCAGCAACAACAAGGAGAACCGUUUCCGUGAGCGUUCUUAUUCGGAGCUGGGGGACAGGUUUCGUCCCGUUCAUCAGGUGACUGUGGUUUCAGGUAGCCAAGUCAACUCGAACCGCUAUAAAACUGAGUUAUGUCGGCCCUUCGAGGGGAACGGCACGUGCAAGUAUGGUGAUAAGUGCCAGUUUGCCCAUGGCAUGCAUGAGCUGCGCAGCAUGAGCCGUCACCCAAAAUACAAGACAGAACUGUGUCGCACCUUCCAUACCAUUGGUUUCUGUCCUUAUGGUCCCCGCUGCCACUUCAUUCACAACGCAGAGGAACGCCGCAGGCCGCCUCCCCUCUCUGCUUUCAACAAGAUGGAGCGCCCUAGGCUACAACACAGCGUCAGCUUUGCUGGCUUCCCCAGCUCUGCUGGCCCAGAGGACAGCCCAAGGUCUGUCACACCUCCACCCGUGUUUUCCACUGAAGACCUUACAGAGUGGCAGAACAACCCUCCUACCUAUUCCAGCCAGGAGCUCGCCAACCUGUUUGGUCCGACCCUGGGCCAUUCAAUCGCGUCCGAAGCUGAUGUUUUGGCCCUGCCUUCUCCAACCACCCCUGGCUUUUUUCAGCCCACAUCAGAGAGCCCCCCAGACUCUCUGUCUGACCAGGAGGGAUACCAGAGCAGCAUGGGCAGUCAGAGUGGGUCUGAUUCCCCCCUCUUGGAUGCCUCCCACCGCCUACCCAUCUUUAGCAGGCUCUCCAUCUCUGAUGAUUAACGAGUCUCCUCCUUUAGCCUCAUAUGUAAGUGGAGGGAGAGAGAGAAUGAAUGUUACCUCUCUAACGUCAGGACAUCGACCAAAUGCUUUCUCUGUUUUCGAGGAUUGUUUUAACUUAAACUAGCCCCACCAAAUCAGACUCUAAGUCUCUUCAUGAUGAACUGUUGUAGAGCUGCAACUAACGAUUAUUUUCAUAAUCGAUUAAUCUGUCGAUUAUUUUCUCGAUUAAACGAUUGAUCCAAAAAUAUCAGAAAACCUUAAAUGUUGAUUGGUGUUCGUCAAACCUGGAAAUGAUGAUGUUCUCAAAUGUCUUGUUUUGUCCACAAACCAAAAAUAUUAACUUUUAAUGAUUUCUUUGUUAUCCAGAGCAAAGAAAUUAAGAAAAUAUUCACAUUUAAGAAGCUUAAACAAUUGGAAAUCUUGUUUUAAUCAUGACAAACGUUUCAAACCCAUUAAUCGAUUAUCAAAAUAGUUGUUGAUUAAACGAUUAAUCGUUUCAGCUCUAAACUGUUGGUACAUGCUCUGCAGUGGUGCCAUGGUGAUAUGAUUUUGAAAAGCAGCGCAGAGAUUGUUGCAAACUUAUACCUGACAAGUAAUGCACUGCAUUUCAACUGUGUGUUCAACUUUGACAUGAAACGGGAGAAAAUUAGUGGAUGUAAAUUUUCCAAUGUGUCUGAAGAUUAUUGCUACCACCAAUAAGCUUUCUAAUCAUGACUAACAGGAACUGUUGUUUUGCUUGUGUCAUGUGAUUGUGUUGAUCUGAGUCACAGACUGCUCUGUGCCUUGUUUUACUGAGCUGGUUGACCGUUGUCUUUCUCUUAGGUUCUGAGUGUAGAGUCUGUGGAUACAAUUCAGUAUAAAUGUUCACCUUAUUUACAACACAUUAUUUUACGUAUCUGCACUGACAAACUUGUUAAGUUCAGGUUGUCCUUGUCUGCCUCAUUUAGGCUGAAAGAUUUGGGUAAAAUAUUUAUGUCAUUUAUGGAACAUAAAUGUUUAAUGGGUUAUAAAUCUAUAACCAGAUUGGAACAUUACCAAAGUACACCAUCAGAAUAUUAACUACUAAUCCUUCAAUGUAAGCUUCACAAUGUAUAGAUCCAUCAUGCAUAUUAUUUAUUAAGUUCAAUUUUAAUAUUAAUACUCUGUCCCAAAACACUGAACACUGGGUGGAUAAGUUGCUUAAUUUUCAAAAGCAUCAGUCCAUCAUUAUCUACCGCUUUAUUGCGGAGGGUGCUGUGCCAAUCUCAGAUGACAUAUGGUGGGUCACACCCUGGACAGUUUGCCAGUCCAUUGCACACAGAGACAAACAAUCAUUCCAUUUGGACAGUCCAUCGCAGGGCCACACAGAGACAAACAACCAUUCCACUUGGACAGUCCAUCGCAGGGCCACACAUAGAGACAAACAACCAUUCCAUUUGGACAGUCCAUCGCAGGGCCACACAUAGAGACAAACAAUCAUUCCACUUGGACAGCUCAUCGCAGGGCCACACAUAGAGACAAACAAUCAUUCCACUUGGACAGCUCAUCGCAGGGCCACACAGAGACAAACAACCAUUCCAUUUGGACAGUCCAUCGCAGGGCCACACAGAGACAAACAACCAUUCCAUUUGGACAGUCCAUCGCAGGGCCACACAUAGAGACAAACAACCAUUCCACUUGGACAGUCCAUCGCAGGGCCACACAGAGACAAACAACCAUUCCAUUUGGACAGUCCAUCGCAGGGCCACACAGAGACAAACAACCAUUCCAUUUGGACAGUCCAUCGCAGGGCCACACAUAGAGACAAACAAUCAUUCCACUUGGACAGCUCAUCGCAGGGCCACACAUAGAGACAAACAACCAUUCCAUUUGGACAGUCCAUCGCAGGGCCACACAGAGACAAACAACCAUUCCAUUUGGACAGUCCAUCGCAGGGCCACACAUAGAGACAAACAACCAUUCCACUUGGACAGUCCAUCGCAGGGCCACACAUAGAGACAAACAACCAUUCCACUUGGACAGUCCAUCGCAGGGCCACACAGAGACAAACAAUCAUUCCAUUUGGACAGUCCAUCGCAGGGCCACACAGAGACAAACAAUCAUUCCAUUUGGACAGUCCAUCGCAGGGCCACACAUAGAGACAAACAACCAUUCCAUUUGGACAGUCCAUCGCAGGGCCACACAGAGACAAACAACCAUUCCAUUUGGACAGUCCAUCGCAGGGCCACACAUAGAGACAAACAAUCAUUCCACUUGGACAGUCCAUCGCAGGGCCACACAUAGAGACAAACAACCAUUCCACUUGGACAGUCCAUCGCAGGGCCACACAGAGACAAACAAUCAUUCCAUUUGGACAGUCCAUCGCAGGGCCACACAGAGACAAACAAUCAUUCCAUUUGGACAGUCCAUCGCAGGGCCACACAUAGAGACAAACAACCAUUCCAUUUGGACAGUCCAUCGCAGGGCCACACAUAGAGACAAACAAUCAUUCCACUUGGACAGUCCAUCGCAGGGCCACACAUAGAGACAAACAACCAUUCCACUCUCACACCUACGGUGUCACAUUUACAUAAUCCCCAUAUUGCAUCUUGUUGGACUGUGGGAGGGAGCCGGAGAACACCCACGCACACACAGGGAGAACAUGGACACUCCAUGCAGAAAGGCCCUUGUUCCAACUGGGGCUCGAACCCGGGCCUUCUUGCUGCAAAGGCAAGAGCGCUAACCACUACACCAACCGUGUGGCCCAUCCUCAUUAUUAUUAACAUAAUUUGCACAAAAAGAACAGAAGCAUCUGUGUCCAUGUUACUGUAGGUCACCCACUGAAGACACUUUCCUUCCAAGUGGGAUAACAUGGACACUACUUUUUUCCCCCCAUAUGUUUAUUCUUCAGUAUUUUGUGUGUGACCUGCCAGCAGACAAUGUUGGCCUGCUGUUAAUUUCCCACUUAAAUCUUCAGAGUUUUGAGUUUUCAAACGUUUUCAUGUAUUCUCUGUCUGAGGUGAGAUAUAAGUUAGCUGUCUGCAACCAGGUGAGCUCAAAUCCUUCUGUUGAUUCCACCUCAUUCAUUACUAUUAUUAUUAGUAGUAUUAUGUUGUUGUUAUUGUCUAGUUUAUUUUCUAGUGUGGAUGUCACUGCUUAUUUAUCAAAAUGUAUUUAUUGCUGAUCUUAAGCAUUUUUACUUUGUAUUUAUCUGUCAAAUGAAACAAUAGAUUAUAUUCAUUUAUGUUAAAUUAUUAUUUUUAUCACAGUUAAUGUACAAAAACUACUAUAUUGCCAUUUUUUUCCCUAACACUUAUUUUGAAAGUGAAUCUUAAUUUAAACACUAAGCUUUAUCUUUUCUAUUUAUCCUGUUCUUUCCACAUGGAGGACGGCAGGCUGAGGUUCUCUCUGGUGAUUAUCCAGGUCUGCGCUCCAUUUACCAAAACAAAAAGCCGUGCUACAACUGUAUAAUGGAAGCAAUGAAGCACCGUCAUAUGAUUUUUAUUCUCAGUUAAACUGGAUAACGUAAAGAUAAAGUUGUGUGUUCAUCCUGUUCUAUAGUGCAGGCCUUUGGGUCAGCAGUUGUGGCCUGUAAGGUGACACAUUCACUGUGAAUGCAUGGAAAUAAUAUUUGUUAAAAUUAUUUCAAGGCCUUUCAAUUAGGCUGCAACUCAAGAUUACUGUUUUUUGGGGGGGUUUCAUCAAACUGUCAGCUAUUUUGUUUUUGAUUGAAUGACCAGUUGUUUGAUUAAUCAGAAAAUCUAGUGUUUCCUAAUCCUUUAAAUGGUUCCUCAAAUAAAGAAGCUCAUCACUAUUUUUUUAGAAAAAUAUUUCAUCAGAUGAAUUUUAUUAUUAAUUAAUACUUUGCACGUUGCUUGGAAAUUGUCGUAUACGUAAAUGUAUUAAUAUCAUAACAUGGAUAUGAAUUUAAUUCAUAGUAACUUGGAUAUUGUCUAGUGUGUGCAGGCCUCACUUCUGACUCUGCUCAGUUCUUUCUCUGCUUUUCUCUUCUGUUUUUCUAAAGCGUGCCUGAAUCCUGCACACACACAAGUAGCACUUUGAGUCAUGACAACCAUGAUGGUGACCCCCCCCCCCCCCAUGAAGUGCCUAUGAAUACAUUCCAGGUUUCCUAAAAUAUUGUGCCUUCAUAUGUUUCUAUAUCCAUGUAUUUAUGGAGGAAUGAAACGUGUAAUGUUGAAUGUAAUCAUGUAUGGUUAUGGUUUAUUUUGUAAUGACAUUGCAGUUCCAACAAAUAAAACAUAUUUAUAUUGAA